This is a messenger RNA of Vollenhovia emeryi, 9773 nucleotides long. It is a transcript of the gene scrib, whose product is annotated as protein lap4. The record is from RefSeq and is a predicted model, not a curated record. Gene Ontology annotation, molecular function: protein binding. The transcript is spliced from 34 exons. Bases 1068 to 7028 code for a protein of 1986 amino acids. Gene Ontology annotation, cellular component: adherens junction; postsynaptic membrane; postsynaptic density. Gene Ontology annotation, biological process: neurotransmitter receptor transport postsynaptic membrane to endosome; neurotransmitter receptor transport, endosome to postsynaptic membrane. NCBI's taxonomy places the organism in Eukaryota, Metazoa, Arthropoda, Insecta, Hymenoptera, Formicidae.
AUAUUUUCUUCCUCACACUUUUGUCUGCGCGCUAACGUCCACAUACGAAUUGAAGCAAUUAACCGCAAUUAAUGGUAAUUAUUAGGAGUUAACAAAACACCUCGCACACCCCGUAUCCUUUCUUCCUUCUUCGCGGAUUUGCCGGUUGGCCGAUGACUCUUGUAAGGAGGAAGGGCAUAAAGGAGCGUAAAGGAGCUAAAGUUUGCGUACUUUGGGUGCUACCGCUGGCGGCGAGCGCUAAUCAAAGUAAUGAAACCCGUCUAACGGUGUAUUUUCUUUCGCUUCCUCUCGUCGUUGCGUCCGUCGUGGCGCGUGAGGCGCGUCACCGCGCUACCCAGUGCUACCGACGCCACGAGCCACAUUACCUCGCGUUACGCCGAACUGAGCCGAGCGGAGCCGAGCCGCCCCGCCUGUCACUGGCGCCUAUCGUCAAUAUUUCUCCAUCGACGACGUGUUAAUCUCUUAUUUUUCUCUCCUCCUACCCGUUUCAGUAAGCUCGCGCUUACUCUCGGCGACUCGGAACGCCAUCAUUCAAACUCGGCGAGUUGAUACACUUUUGGGUCUCGCCAGGUAGAAAUAUGUUUACCUCGGCAUGCGCGAGAAGGAGAGGGAGUGACGUUCCGAUUGCGAUAAGAGGAAAUCGUUUGAUUUUAGCCUAACAAUUUCAACUAUUUCCAACAAAUACAAUUAUCCCUCAGCUAACUGCACUCUAAAAUUAGUUGAGGAGAGAAAAGCUUAUUGACAGCGACAUUAUAAUGUACAAUACUUUGGUCAAAAGAUAGCGCAUAGAAUGCUAUCGAUCUGAAAAUGGAGCAAACGGAGUUUGCAAACUCGAUUGAAAAAGAAUCGCGUUCGUGUACACAGUCGAGACGGGGGCCGCGUGGUCGCGUGCGCGCGCGUAGGCAUUUACGAUCAAUUAUGCAUUGAGAAAGAUGUUACGUAUUUGGUUCCGUUUGUAACAAUGUCCGCACAUUCGUUGCCACUGAGUCAUCCGGAAUCGCACGGUGUAAAAUGAGCGUGCGAUGAAUAGCCGCGAUGUAUCGCGCAACACGUAGGACAGAACUCGAAUGCGUAAAAGACGUAAAAGAUUGCGCAAUCGCAACAGCUCGAGAGAAGAUAUACCGGACAUUCCUGAAAACAUCAAGAAUUUACAAGCGCUACAGGUGGCAGACUUCAGCAGUAAUCCUAUUCCAAGACUUCCGGCAGGAUUUGUACAACUAAGAAAUUUAACUGUACUUGGACUGAAUGACAUGUCCCUUACAAACUUGCCACCUGAUUUUGGAAGCUUGGAGGCAUUACAGUCACUGGAAUUAAGAGAAAAUUUGCUCAAAUCCUUGCCUGAAUCGCUCUCCCAGCUUUUAAAACUUGAACGAUUGGAUCUCGGUGACAAUGAGAUCGAGGAAUUGCCUGCGCAUAUAGGAAAAUUACCAGCGCUACAAGAAUUGUGGCUUGAUCACAAUCAAUUACAACACUUGCCACCCGAAAUUGGCCAACUAAAAACGCUGGCGUGUUUAGAUGUCUCGGAAAAUCGUCUAGAAGAUCUUCCUGAUGAAAUUGGUGGUUUGGAAUCGUUAACAGAUUUGCAUUUAUCACAGAACGUUAUUGAAAAGUUACCUGAUGGACUUGGUGAAUUGAAAAAACUAACAAUUCUUAAAAUAGAUCAAAAUAGACUUUCUACUCUAAAUCCAAAUAUAGGAAGAUGCGAGAAUUUGCAAGAGUUAAUUCUUACAGAGAAUUUCCUUUUGGAGCUACCGUUGUCUAUAGGCAAACUUUGUAAUUUAAAUAAUUUGAAUGUUGAUAGAAAUAGCCUGCAAUCUUUGCCGAUAGAAAUUGGAAAUCUGAAAAAAUUGGGCGUGCUAUCUUUAAGAGAUAAUAAAUUACAGUAUCUUCCGGCUGAAGUGGGACAGUGUACUGCUCUUCGUGUUCUAGAUGUAUCUGGCAACAGAUUGCAUUAUUUACCAUAUUCUUUAAUCAACUUGAGCCUGAAAGCGGUAUGGUUGAGCGAAAAUCAAGCGCAACCAAUGCUGACGUUUCAAACAGAUGUUGAUGAGGAAACGGGGCAAGAAGUAUUAACGUGUUUUCUUUUGCCACAAUUGGAAUUCCAUCCCGAUGAUUCAGGCAGAUUAGGAAUGUUAGUCGGUAUGAGAAAUGUUCAAGGAGGUUGUGAAAUGCGUGAGCUGACAAGUAGCGAUGACGAAGGUUGGCAAGAGAGAGAAGCAUCGAGAACACAUUCCGUGAAAUUUACUGACGAGCCACCAGAAGCCGAUAAAGAGAUUCCAUUUAUACGUCAAAAUACACCACAUCCAAAAGAAUUAAAAGCUAAAGCGCAUAAGUUAUUUAGCAAAGGAAAAAGUGAAAGUCGGUCGGAAUCUACGGAUGAACAGGAUGUCUCUCAAACAUUUGGAUUAGAUAAAACAGAAUCAGAACCACCAAUCAAUCCUGUAGACAUGCCACAAUGUGUUUCUGAGCAAGAGGAAUAUAUAGAAUGCAAUAUUAUACAAGAUGAUAAUAAAAUGCAAGCACUUGGCAUUGAGGCUGAUGGCACAGAUAUUCACCUCAAUAAGGAAGCAGAUAAUCUUCCCGUUCAAUCUGCCACGGAAUUUCACACAAAUGCAAGAACUGAAAAUUCUGUCCCCGAAUCAAAAGAAAGAGAUGAAGAGUCUGAAAAUGAAGAAGUACAAAGACACGUUGAAUUUAGUGUUGUAGAAGACGCAAAUGACGAAGAUGUUUGUGAUUCAAAUAAACCCAAUAAACUUCAACGUAGAGACACUCCACAUCAUCUGAAAAAUAAACGCAUUCAUACAGCAAUUGAUAAAGAAAAAGUUGCUUCUAUUAUUGCGCAGGCACUUUCGAAAAAAGUUGACGAGACUUGUACAUCUUUACCAUCGCAAGUAGAAUCUAUGGAGACAUUCGACACGCAUAGUCAAGAUGCAACGUCUGAUAUUGAACCAGCGUUGGAAAUACGAGAAGAGCAAUAUGAAAUUCAUAUAGAAAGAACGACAGGUGGACUAGGUUUGUCAAUAGCUGGUGGUAUCGGGUCGACACCUUAUAAAGGCGAUGAUGAAGGCAUUUUUAUUUCAAAAGUUACCGAAGGUGGACCCGCAGACUUGGCUGGCUUGAGGAUAGGAGAUAAAGUAAUAUCUGUAAAUGGAAUGUCGGUAGUAAAUGUAGACCAUUAUGAUGCUGUGGAAGUGUUGAAAGCGUGUGGACGUGUACUUGUGUUGGUUGUCUUAAGGGAAGUUACAAGAAUAAUUCCGCCAUAUGAACAGGCACCAAUGAGAAAAGAUUCGGUAUGCUCCAGCUUGAGUACAAGUAGAGCACCAAGCGCAACAUCUUACGUUUCAUCUACAGCAUUGUCACAUACUUUAGAGAAUGGUGACACAUCUAUGUCUCAUGAAACUGGAAAGACGAAAAAGAUUCCCGAGCCUAUAACGACUGUAAAAGACAGUGAACCUCUGGUAUCCGUUCUCUUUCACACAACGUUGAUACGAGACCAAAAUGGACUUGGAUUUAGUAUUGCUGGUGGGGAAGGUUCGUCACCGUUUAAGGAUAAUAACGAUGCAAUUUUUAUCUCGAGAAUAACAGACGGCGGAGUUGCCCAAAAAGACGGUAAAUUAUUAAUCGGAGACAAAGUAAUAUCCAUUAACGGAGUAGAUAUGAGGGGAGCAAAACACGAGCAAGCGGUGGCUUUACUUACAGGCUUGGAAAGAUUCGUUCGAUUAGUAGUCGAACGGGAAAUACCACUUUCUCAAGCAAAUCUUACCACCGUUGUAACUCCUUCUGAAAAAUCGCCACGUGUUAUAGGCACACCAAAACCUUACACAGGCCUGUAUAGUGCCAACAGUUAUAUGGCAAAUAGACCUGGAUACGGUGGCUAUCGUCGUUCCAUGGAUGCUGACAAAGCAUUGACGCCAAGCCCUACUUCAAAAACUCCACCAUCGCCACCAGCAUUGCCCGUGAAAUCCGAUGUCAAUGAGAUGCCUAAAAUGAAUGGUGUAACUGAUUCAGGAAACAUUCUCAAGAAUGUUUCACCGAUAUCUCCCAGCCCGACAAGUAAUCAAACGUAUCCACAGCCAGCUCCAAGACAUAGUGUUUCUCAGACGACACCUAUAAAUAAUGCUGGUUCUGCAGCUACGACUCCUCAUGUAGAGCCUAGACCAGCAUCUCCGCAGGAAGACAUACAGGUACCGAAGCCAAUCACCAACGAGGAAUUUCAAGCUAUGAUCCCCGCUCAUUUCCUUCGACCUCCAACAUCCUCGCCUUCACCAGACUCCCAUCAGGGCCCCAUUGUGACAGUGACGAUUAAGCAGCCCGAUACUUUGCCUGGAGAUGUAAAUUUUCCUCCAGCUCCUACUACACUCGGUAAAGUUACUGAGACCAUCACAAAGAGUACACUCACCGAGACCGUCGUAACUAGAGUGACCGACAACCAGUUGGUGCAACCACUUAUUAUCGAGGAUGUCGUCCUUGUGAAAGAAGGCUCCUUAGGCUUCAGUAUAAUAGGGGGAACUGAUCACUCGUGUACACCAUUCGGUGCAAAGGAACCGGGGAUUUUUAUAUCUCACGUUGUUCCUGGUGGCAUAGCAGCCAAGUCUGGUAAACUGAGAAUGGGUGACAGAAUAUUGAAAGUGAAUGGUACAGAUGUGACAAAGGCUACGCAUCAAGAAGCGGUAAUGGAACUUUUAAGACCAGGCGAUCAAAUUGUGCUUACCAUUCAACAUGAUCCACUACCGGAAAAUUACCAGCUGGUCGAAAUAGAGUACAUCCCUGUGACAGAAUUAGUGAUAACAAAGGAAGCAGGUGAGAAGCUUGGUAUGCACAUUAAAGGAGGACGAAGAGGUCAGAAAGGCAAUCCUCUGGAUCAUACCGAUGAGGGUGUUUUUAUAUCGAAGAUUAAUUCAGGUGGUGCAGCUAAGAGAGAUGGACGAUUGAAGGUUGGAAUGAGGUUACUGGAAGUCAAUGGCACAUCAUUAUUAGGUGCAACUCAUCAAGAAGCCGUCAACAUUCUUCGCUGCUCAGGGAAUACUAUUACAUUGGUUGUGUGUAAAGGAUACGAUAAAAGUGACGUUGAAUCAAUAUUAACAUUAUCCGACAAUAGAGAUGACAAAGGAGUUGAAGGAUCUCACGAAGCAAGGGAUCCAACUACGGAUGAUACUAAAUCUCUAUCACAAAGUGUAUCCAGUUUAGAUCGUGAUGAUGAGGAAGCUGCGAUUCUUAGACAAGAGCAAGAAAUGAAAGCUGAACUUGUUGCCUGGGAACAAGAAGAACGAGAACGUGCGCUUGUAGAACAAAGAGAGAAAUCCACGCCUGAAAAAGUAUUGGAUGUUGUACGUGCGGCAGAAUCAUUAGUAAGCAAAUCAAACAGUCCUGUCGAUAUGGUUGUACCACCAAAGUCACCUGGGGGCACUAAAGAUCUCAAAACUACCACGAUUGUUAUGAGUAAACAUACACUAGCACCACAAAAUCCUAAUAACUCAAGAACAAAUGUGACAUCUGGAACAUCAAAGGAUUUUUCUUCGUCCAAGUCAUCUACGAUCCCUGACCUUCCUAAAGCAGCGAAUUUUGAACGUUCUACUUCUAUGCAAACUUUACCUUGUCGAACGAAAAAGAAAUCCUUGCCAAAACGCAGUAUUACGUUUGCCGAUCUGCCACCGUCUUUAAAAAAAAGUUCGGAUUCUAUUACUUAUCCGUCCCAUAUUAAGCCUACAUUAUCUAAAAUUGAGCAAUCAGAACAGACAUCGCAGAAAACAUCUACUUCCCUUCCACAAACAGUUAUUUCCUAUCAAACACCCGCACGUUUCCAACUUCCCCCAACACCUCUAACUGCUCCCGAAUACUGGGAAAAUCUUGACACCUCGGCUUCUUUUAGCAAACGACAGAUAGCACGUUCUGUUGAUGGAAAUUUUCAGGUUGAGCAAUCUCCAACUUCAUCCCCAACACCACCAUUGAUAAAAAUGUCAGUCAGCGAUAAAAAGAAGUUAUUCGAAAGUGCCAUGGAAGAACAUUUGAAACCCUCGCCUAAACCAGAUAAAAUAUUCAGCUUUUUAAGUCAGGACGAGGUAGAAAAAAUGAGACAAGAGGAAGAAAAGAAAAUUGCAACUUUGACACCAGACGAACUUAAAUCAUGGGCACAACUUGAUGAAAACGAGGGUCUCGAAGAUUUGGACAUAAUGGAUCAGGAUAAUGGACGACCUAAUAGCCGACUGAGCUCGCGAACUUCGAUCCCUCUUAUCCAGAAUGUUCCCAGCAGCGUGCGGACAGCAAAAGCAGAACGUCGUUUGAAAGAACGCUUAAUACAAGAGGGUCUCAUUUCGGACGAAGAUGAGGAACAUCUUUUAAGCCCUGCGGAACAACGUGCACUUAGAGCGGAAAAACGUGCUGCUUGGCGACAAGCGCGUCUUAAAUCUCUCGAGCAGGAUGCACUCCAGGCACAGAUGGUAAUCAGAAAGAUGAAUGAAAUAAUGGACACUGCUAAUAAGGAGGAAGAUACUCGUGAUGCCACUGAGACGACUGACCCUGCUCCCGAUCAAGAGAAAACAGUUGAGUUUACUACGUUACGGCCGUCUAGCGCAGAUUUUCCUAAGCUCGCUGUGCGCAGUAAAGUGGGCCCUCCUAAAGAGAUACGCGAAUCCGAGAAAGUAGUGGAUGAGAAGGUCACUCGGCGUACCGAGGAAUAUCUCGACGAGGUGACGGGCGAACGUCGUGUACGAACUGUCGAAUACGUCGAGAAGCUCAUUGAGCGUCAGGUGGAAACAUUGCGAGAAAAAAUUAUAUCAUUGGAAUUAAGCAAUGCGGAAGAGGAUGUGGAAAGUAUAACUGGCACUGGUGCAAGCGAUGCUGAAAGUGAAAGUGAAGAUACCACUGGACAAAGUAUGGCUAUUAGUACUGUAAAAGAAAAGACAGAUUCUCAUCCUACGACCGACACAUCUGAAAUUGCGAAUGAAACUUCUGCUAAAACAAAUGAAAAUAUUACUGUUGCAUCCACGAAAAAGAAGAAACGUAAGCGAUCGAAGAAAGGUCGUCACUGACAAAAUAUUUUAAUAUGUAUUUUAACCGAUAGGAUAGAUACAAAACAUUGAAGUUGAAUAGACUUGAAUCGACGAAAUUUUUAUUAUUCCAAUAUUUUACUAUUACACAAAACUGUGUAAUAUUGUUUUGUGUGAAUAUGCAUACAUUUAUGCUUAUUACAUGAGCAUAAAACAUAGAUAAAUCAUACAUACAUACUUAUAUACAUAUUUCAAUCGAUUCUUUUUUAAUUUUUAAUGCGCACUGGUACAUAUUAUUGUCAUACACACGCCCCCCCCCCCACACACACACACACACAAACAUAAAAACACAAAUGUCACUGUAUUUUUUACAUUUUUUUUCUUCCAUACAAAUAUCAUCAGUAAUAUGAAUACAAUAAAUCUGGCUCUAGAUAAACAUAUUGUUUUCAAUGAAUAUAUAAUAGGUUCUACACAAAGCUAUAUAUAUUUUUUCAGUAAAUACGCGACACAUCCAUUAUUUCUGUAUAGAAAUAUAACAAACAUUUUUAUUACAUUCUGUACAUGUAUCACAUAUGUAUAUUGCGAUUUCAUGAACCUAACGUGUGUAACAGAAAUUGGUGAAAUUGCAUAUUUUGAUAUUAAAUAUUACUGCAUUUUCGUACAUUAACAUUGUUGUCAUAUUUUACGAUUAAUAUGUUGUACGUUUAUCUGAAAUGUUGUUAACUCAUGGGGAAUAUAAAAUGUGACAGUUGAUUUUAAGAAAAAAAAAGAGAUUAAAAAGUAAUUAAGUAUCAAGGAAUUAACUCUGACAAUUAACGGAUAACAUUUAUAUUAUUUAUUAUUAUUUUUUGGAGUUUUUGUAUACUUUUGUGUAAAAACUUAAAUUUUGUUUCAAUGUACGGAUAUGUAUUGACAUAAUUCGUUUUUAAUGUUUUUAUCCAAUCAUUUGUUUGUAUAACAAUUUUGCAUGUAUUUACACGUGAUGAUCAUAUUGACACAAAAGGUAUACUAGCGAAGAGUCGUCAGACGUAUUGCAUUUUCCAUUAUGUGAAACAUGAUGAAAGUUAUGCCGUUCUUCUAUAAAAUUCUUUGAGAAUUUUUACCAUCGUUUCUUUAGAAAGAUGCUUUAAAGAUGUGAUAAAACUAUGCAAUUAUAAUGUUACAUACAUAAUUACGACUAUGCUUUAUAAUCGUGUGUGCAGUAUAACAUUCUUCUAACGCCCAUUGUCAUUGGUUAUUUAUAUUCAUUGAAACAUGAUGAAACGUGUUUUAAAAUUGUUAUUUCUACAAUUGCUUUGCUAAUAUAGUACCAAGUAAAGUAUAUUAUAAAUAAUUUAGCUGUUUCCGAGACAAUGUUUAAAUUAUAGGUCGGCCAAUGGGCUUAUCUUAUGUUUGUAGAAUAUUUUAUUUAUUUGAUUUUAAUAUAUAUAUAUAACUUUUAUAAAGAUUUUAUUUUGAUCUGAAAUAGAUUACUGUAAGAAAAACAUUUGUAUUAUUUCAGUAAAAAAAAUAGCAAAUUUCGGUUUACUUUAUUAAAGAUUAUUAUCGUAUUGAAGAGUUUCCCCAAAAAUCGGGGCUAAACUAUUACAGUUUGAUAGUUUCAAUCAAAUAGUGUAAUCAGAAUAAAUUUUGCAUCUGUUACAAAUUUUCCAUACAUAUGAUACAUAUUUACUACUUUGGAUGUAUUUUUAGUACAUUUACGCGAGACUGUGAAAAAUUCAAGACAUCACACUUUUUAUAUAAUUUAUCACCUAUGAUGUAUUCGUAAUAUUAAUAUUGUCUUAGAUUUAAGAAUAUUAUUUUAUACCGACUAUUUUUUUACAUUAUUUGUUAAUUCAAAAUGUAUGCGAUUAAAAAAGAAUCUAUUUAUUUGAUAGACAAUGUGAAUAGAGACAUGGAUUUUCCAAUUAGUGUAAAUAAGUAAAAUUAAAUGAAAUUGCGAUUAUCUGCUAUUCAAAGUGCGAUUAAAAAUGAGGGACCAAUGAGUGAAAUCAAGUAAACUCGUUCGUUACGUAGGGGAGGCACUUGAAAAAUAUUAUAUUAUCGAUAUAACGUUUGAACGUUAGGGAGUUUAAACUUUGCCUACCGACUAUCACGUACCACACCAGCGAUGAGUUACGUACGUGUAUAUACAAGCGAGUAGAGAAAAACAAUGACAGUUUUAUUUCGCUAAAAUCAAUCCAUCUAAUGGAAACUUACCUUUAACUGUUCGGCACAUACACGCACGCGAGCGCGCAUACACGAUACACAUCCUAUUUAUUAAUAUACCAUAAUUUUAAGAUUAAUAAUAUUCACUUAUCCAUGUUGUAGGAAAUUACAAAUUAUCGAUGUUACAGGAUUAUUAAAAGUGCCAACGUUAGUACUUUUUCAUAUAAAAUAUCUAUUAUCACAGAAAAUUAAUAAGAGAUAUUCCAUCUCUAAUCUCGCUGCCUCUCUCCCGCAAAUUUACUUUGUCAUCGUAAUAGCGUUUAUAUUAUACAAUAUCAAACACUAAAUCUCUACGCCUUAUAUAGCGAGAUACGAUUCUUGCCUAUCAAAGUGUAAAAAUGCGUUCAACUUUGAAUAUAAAACAUAUUUUGGUUUUAAAAUAUUACAAAAUAUCUUUAAAUUAUAUUUAUUAAAUGAUAACUUAAUGUGUUUUAAUGAUAUUAUCUUAUAAUUUUGUUUCUUUAUUACUCUAUCUAGAUUUACAUGUAAAAGAUUGUGGAGGAAUGUGAAAAAUGUCAAACAUUUCACAUUACGAAUGUACGAUAUGAAACAUGAAAUAGAUUACUACACAAGUCAAAA